Colletotrichum phormii is the source of this 1905-nucleotide messenger RNA. RefSeq lists its product as uncharacterized. The record is from RefSeq and is a predicted model, not a curated record. Bases 265 to 1428 code for a protein of 387 amino acids. Lineage: Eukaryota; Fungi; Ascomycota; Sordariomycetes; Glomerellales; Glomerellaceae. The transcript has a single exon.
GCUCGGCUCAGCGGGCAACCUGACUUCAUGGUACCACGAUGAUGCGUAUCUGACCUACCUAUUCGUACUUCCACCAGACAUUCCCAUCACCCCAGCACACCACCUCUCUCUGGGACCGCCAGUUCUGAGUGGAGAGACAUUCACCCCGUUCUCCCGCACUUCCGGCGAACACCAUCGACCACAACCCAUUCUUGUCACAAAACCGCGAAAGGCCGUCUGCGCCGCCACAGCUAUUCCGAUACCUCGAAUCCUACGAUUCUCACAAUGUUCGCCACAAAGCCUCUGAGCUCUAUCAAAAAUGCCAUUCCCUCGAUCCACCAGCCGCUACCCCUCUCAUCAAAGCAGUCCAAGAAGCUGCUCAACGUCUUAAAGACUUCCUUCCGCAAGAAUCUCGACAAAGAGCAUGGCUUCGUCCCCGAGCCUACCGACUUGUCCGCGGCCAAAGCUACUACUUCCACACACCCUCCGUCUCGCCCAACCGAUCAACAUCUUCGUUCCAUCCUCUCCAAUCCACUAUUCAAGAUUGGCGCCCAGCUCGGCAAUGUCCCUUCCACAAGUCCCAGUCCCAGAGAUCCGAUGGACGUCUUCGACGAGGCAGUAUCGCGAGGCAUGAUGACGAAUCGUGCUGCACAAGGCUGUCUGAAGGCAAAACGACUGCAGAUCGUCCAAUCCAGCACCCUAUCAGAGGAAGACUCCAUGGCGGCAUCUGCAGCUGGUUUGCGGGUAGUUCAGUGGUUGAGAUCAUCUGGCCAGGAACGGAGGCUGGAGUUUCUCACAGACGUCCCAUUUAGCCGUGAGCUCCUCGCGUUCAUGGUUGCAGAGGGGCUGGAAGAGGUUGCGUGGACGUGGGCGGACCGAUUAGUCCGCGGUGAAGGACCUGCGGACGGGACCGGUCAGAUUGUGGGAUUCUUGGUCGCCAACUUGGUGCGGGCAAAGUCAAGAUUGGAAGACCGCAGCCUAGACACGGCAUUUUCAACGAUGCUAAGAGCAGAAUCCACUUGGAAGGCGAACCCUCAACUUCCCCAGUUUCUCUGGCAACCCUUCCGCCACCUGUCCUGGGAAGCAACAGUCGAUGCAUGGAAGCGACCACUACCCUCUGCGCCGCUAUACGAAUCCUUUGCUAGAACUGCAAGUUACCAACGGCCUCUGAUCAAAACUAUCAGACUCGACGGUGCGCAUUUGGAACUUCACCAUCCCACUAAUCCAGAUCAUACGACCGCCUUGGCUGUCCUCCGCUGGUUCCUGAAUGAUCGAGGCACGCUGGAAGGUGACGGCCGUCUGCCUAGAAGACUGAGGACAAUGGGCAUGGAUAUUGUCACUCAUCUCACUAAGAUCGGCCGGGCUGAUAGUGCCGAUACGGUUCUGCGCCUGUUGUACGAUAACUCCGCAACCAAUCCCUGGCAGCAGCCCGGGCCACUCAACGUGUGAGGAGUGUGCGCGAAUUUUUCUUACAAAGCUCGCAUCACUACAAUUCCCCCACGCAGUCGGAAUCCGUGUCGUCGCCGUCGUCUUGGAGGACGGACCACGCCAUGCGCCAAGGUGUCCUCGUAGACUAGUCAUUGGUCUGAAAACUACUCCUCGCGCAGGGCUGGCCCAUUGCACAACUCAGCGCCAGGCUGUUAUAAGCCGUCGAAGAUUUGAUGCUACCGGGCCUUUGAGAGUGGCUCGAAACACUUCAGACAGACAGAUUGAAGCGGGAUUGGAGACUACAUCACUUCCUACAACUGCACGCCAAUCAGCCUUGAGAUAUGUCGUGAACAACCUGCGACUCGAUAUGAGAAGGCUUAUGGCCGCUGCUCGCAACCCCUUUUUUGGAACAUAGCUUAUGAGAUACCCGCAAAUGAACAAUCAUUUCAACCCCGUACAUGCAUGACAUUUCGAAAUGUAGUUUUGGCAAUGACAAUG